Cercospora beticola is the source of this 999-nucleotide messenger RNA. RefSeq names its product NAD(P)-dependent alcohol dehydrogenase. Lineage: Eukaryota; Fungi; Ascomycota; Dothideomycetes; Mycosphaerellales; Mycosphaerellaceae. The record is from RefSeq and is a predicted model, not a curated record. Gene Ontology annotation, molecular function: zinc ion binding; alcohol dehydrogenase (NADP+) activity. Gene Ontology annotation, biological process: alcohol metabolic process.
AUGGUCUCCUUCACAGUAUACAAGGGCGGCAAAGAUGGCAAGGUCACCAAGGCCACCACCGAGAAGGGUGAACUCGAGCGCGACCAAGUCCUCGUCCGCGUCACAGCUUCCGGACUCUGCGGAACAGAUCUCCACUACCGCACCGCAGAUAUGGCGUUGGGACACGAGGGCGUGGGUGUAAUUGAAGAUGUCGGACCACAAGUCACAUACAUGAAGAAGGGCGAUCGUGUUGGUUGGGGCUACCUGCACAACUCCUGCGGACACUGCCAGGAAUGUCUCAGAGGCAACGAGACAUACUGUCCAGAGCGUGCGAUGUACGCCAUGGCGAACACGGACCAAGGAUCUUUUGCUAGCCAUGCUGUCUGGCGGGAAGCAUAUUUGUUCAAGAUCCCAGAUUCGCUGAGCGAUGAAGCAGCUGCUCCAUUGAUGUGCGGCGGUGCCACAGUUUUCAACGCGUUGCAUGCAUACAAUGCGCAGCCAACGGAGACAGUCGCUGUCAUGGGCGUCGGAGGUCUGGGCCAUCUUGCAAUCCAGUUCGCCGCUAAGAUGGGAACGAACGUGAUCGUUAUCUCGAGAUCCGACUCAAAGAAGGAAGAGGCACUGAAGCUCGGCGCGCAUGAGUUCGUUGCCACGAAGGACGUCGACCAGAUCAAGACUUCCAGGCCAAUCAACCGCCUGCUCGUCACAACUUCCGCGCAGCCAGAUUGGCAGAAGAUCCUGCCGGCACUUGCACCAGGCGCCACAAUCCACCCACUGUCGGUUGACGAGAACGAUUUCAGAAUCCCAUACAUGCCCCUCCUUGCCUACGGCUUGACCGUCCAGGGUUCUGUUGUAGCGUCUCGCUACAUCCACCAAAGGAUGCUGGACUUUGCGGCUCUUCACAAGAUCGAGCCUAUCCUGGAGAAGUACCCUCUGAAUGAGAAGUCCAUCAACGAGGCCAUGGACAAGCUGAACGAGGGCAAUGUCCGCUACCGCGGCGUGUUCGUUCCAGAGAACUAG